CCCUUCUCCCCUCCCCCUACUCCCCUCCUUUCGCCAAGAGCCUACCCCGCCCAGAUGACGUUCCCGGAAUCAUCGACAUCCCUCACGGUCUUCGCCGGAUCAUGGAACAUCAAUGACAACCACAAGACCUUGGGAGCGCUCCACCAGUGGCUUAACCCCGGUCUCUCCAACCCGGAUCUCGUGGUCCUUGGCUUCCAGGAGUUCGAUUCCUCGAAGGACGCCUACUUCGAGAACAAUGCCAAGACCUCCGGCCUGUGGAUCGACGAGACCAUCAGCCUGCUGAACCGUGCCUCGACCACUGGCACGUACUCGCUGCUUUCCUCUUCGCAGCUUGUCGGCAUGCUGAUCCUCGUCUUCGCCAAGGAUACCCUCAUCCAGGAGUCCAUCACCCAAGUCGAUGCGUCCAUGGUUGGCACCGGCCUUGGCCGCAUUCUCGGCAACAAGGGCGCUGUGGCCGUCCGCUUCAACAUCGGCUCCACCUCCUUUGUCUUCAUCAACAGCCACUUCAACGCCCAUGUGCCGAAUGUCCAGCGCCGCAAUGAGGACUUCCGCGACAUUUGCCAGCGCAUGCUCUUCUUCUCGGAUGUUAAUUCCGACAUUCCCCGUGCCACGGUGGAGGACCUCCUGAGCCGGCCAUCGCAGGAUGAGGACUCCGUCAUCCAGGCUCAGAAUGAGUUCCAGUGCGCGCGGAGCACGUACACCGCGCCGCCCGUGCAGCCCAGCACCGAUGGCCUCACGCGCAUUGGCGACCACGACGUCAUCGUCUGGCUCGGCGAUCUGAACUACCGCGUUGAGCUGGACCGCGCCGACCUCAUGACCCACAUCGCCGAGGAGAACUGGGGCAAGCUCUAUGCUCAUGACCAGCUGAACCGCGAGAUGGCCGCCGGGAGAGUCUUCCAGGGGUUCACCGAGCUGGUCCCCGCCUUCCCGCCAACCUACAAGUUCGACAUCGGCACCAACAACUAUGACUCUUCCAAGAAGCAGCGCAACCCGGCCUUCUGCGAUCGUGUCCUUUGGCGUAUUCCCACCGCCCCGGGCUACGCCCUCCAGCCGUCCAUCUUCGAUUCCCUCCGGACCCUGUGCAAUUCCGACCACAAGCCGGUUUUCCUCGGCUUCUGCGUGUCCUUCCCAGCUGCGCGCUUUGCUGGGCCGGAGCGGGUUUCGCCUCAGAAGAAAACCGGCUACCUCCGGUCCAUCUUUGCCUCUUACCUGCGCAAGCAUUCGGUCCUUGUGGUGACUGUCACCUUCGUCAUUAGCUUCUCCAUCUGUCAUCUUCUCCUCACAUCAAGCUAGAGGACACACGCGUCUGUGUGCGAAUGUGUGUGUGUGUGUGGGUGCGAAAGAGAGGGAGGGACAGGGGGCACUCGCGUCUCCAUGCCCGUGUGCACCCUGGUAGUGUGCCCGCGAUGGGAGGCCUGCCCUCACCUCACUCAUCAAUAGAAGGAAACCCCGCAACGUUGUCGAGAAUAUGGCCG
Molecule: messenger RNA, 1475 nt
Organism: Fonticula alba
Lineage: Eukaryota; Rotosphaerida; Fonticulaceae
Exons: 6
Coding region: 55-1293 (412 amino acids)
Biological process (GO): phosphatidylinositol dephosphorylation
Molecular function (GO): phosphatase activity
Source: RefSeq, a predicted model, not a curated record